This is a messenger RNA of Sclerotinia sclerotiorum 1980 UF-70, 1047 nucleotides long. RefSeq lists its product as hypothetical. NCBI's taxonomy places the organism in Eukaryota, Fungi, Ascomycota, Leotiomycetes, Helotiales, Sclerotiniaceae. The record is from RefSeq and is a predicted model, not a curated record. Bases 1 to 1047 code for a protein of 348 amino acids. The transcript has a single exon.
AUGUUGGUUGAUGUUAAGCCUAGAGAUGAGCCUGAAGCAGAGGCAUCCAAGGGCGAUGAAGUGACCGACAUGAUUCCGAGUCCGGCACCUGCGAAGCAUGGAAGUCCCGCAGGAACUUUCGAAGAGUUCAAGGCCAUGCUUGGAGUUUUUGGUGGAACGGAAACAUCUGAUUCAAAAGACUCGAACACCUCGGAGAAUGCGAGUUUAGAAACCGCGAUGCCCGGCCAUAAGUUCAAGAAACCAUUUCUCGGAUCUAAGCAAGACACUCGAGAUGACGAAUAUGUUUCUGUGUGUGUGGCAGUUAAAGAUCAGCAACAAGAUUUACCCGAAUGGUUCAUUCACCACUAUUAUCAUCUCGGGAUAAAAAGAUUCUACAUCAUGGAUGAUGGUUCUGAUCCGCCUCUAUCGGAGAUGGAAGAUUUGGGGAUACCACGAGAGCAUGUAACUUUCCAAUACUUCAACAAGUCAGAACAUACUUUCUACAUGCAAGAACACGUCUACAAUAUCUGUGUCGAUAAAUACGGAAGUAACCACACUUGGAUGGCUUUCAUCGACGCCGACGAAUAUCUGGAGAUGACAGGAAACGAAAAUUUUGUUCAGUUCCUAGAGUCAUUCGAGGAAGACGAACACGUUGGCGCGGUGUAUGUUUCAUGGAUGACGCAUUCUUCUGCCGGCCUUUUAAGCAGAGCCAAAUCUGUCCGCAAAGCCUACAUUGAUUGUAUAUGGGAUGGGGAAGGACAUAAUAUAUUAGGCAAAACCAUAUCCAAAGUUUCUAUGUAUACUGGUACAGACACUGUCCAUCAAGUCCAGAAUAAAGACGGGGCAAUAAUUGUUGAUGAAAAUGGGGUUGAGGCACCUUUACAACGAAGACCACCGACGAAGAAUCGAAUAGCACUGCAUCAUUAUGCAUUGAAGAGUAGAGAAGAAUAUCAGGAGAAGAUUGAUCGAGGGAAUGCCAUGAGUACUCCUAAGGAUUGGCAAUUUUGGAACAGUGUUGAAGGAAUGGCAGGUAUUGAAUGUCUUUCCAUGGCAGGAUAUUAUCCUUAA